This is a messenger RNA of Blastomyces dermatitidis ER-3, 8147 nucleotides long. RefSeq lists its product as uncharacterized. The transcript has a single exon. The coding region runs from base 1053 to 7661 and encodes 2202 amino acids. Gene Ontology annotation, cellular component: plasma membrane; cytoplasm. The record is from RefSeq and is a predicted model, not a curated record. Gene Ontology annotation, biological process: small GTPase-mediated signal transduction. NCBI's taxonomy places the organism in Eukaryota, Fungi, Ascomycota, Eurotiomycetes, Onygenales, Ajellomycetaceae. Gene Ontology annotation, molecular function: guanyl-nucleotide exchange factor activity; small GTPase binding.
CAUGUAUCAGUCAAACAUCCCUUAUGUUUAUUAAUAGUAACCAUCUCGAGUUCUAUUAACUACUAUUUCUACUAUGCAAAGGUAUAUAUAUAUAUAUACAUAUAACUAUAUAUAAAUAAGGGUUGUGUAACUCCACUCCUGUUCUUAAAUAUUCAUCCCCAGAUCCUGCUGCGACCCAUCCCGCCACCACCCAUCUCAUCCCAUCCACUGUCUUUAUAGCGCAGUGCCCCUCCACUAACUAACUAGUCAGUCAGUCCGCUGGCCAAAAACGGGGGAGAGGACAAAAGAAAAACAAAAGAAGAAGAAAAAAAGAAAGGAGAAGCCUGAGCGUGACAACGACAGUUGCGGCUCCAGCACUCAAUAAAACUAACUAGCCCACCGCACCGCGGCUGAAAUGCCCUGCAGGAACAGCCAUUAACUAACGGACAUUUGUUUCUCCCCCUCUCCCCGUGUCGUGUGGCCUUGAAUCAUUAUUCUUGUUGCCAACAGCGGCACACCACACCAAGCACAACAAACAGGAUUUGGCCCCGUCAUCUCGAGGCCUGGCUGCUAACUAUCGCCACAGUCAGUGAUUUAGUUACUCUCCUCGUUUAGGGAAAUAUUUUGUCCGUGCGUGCCUCAGGGGAUUUGGUCCAAGGAAGACCAGAGACUGCCCUUCCCUACCGCCGUUCCACCGCGAUAUUUUCAUCCGCUCCCCGUCUCUUUGGUAUGCAUUGUCAUCCCAAACAUUGUUAUCCUCCAUUUAUUCCAUUGUUUCUGAGAUGCGUUUGUUAUUCUUCAGUCGGUUACGGAGGGAAUACUACAAUUGAUGCGCUCACUGACCAAGUUCCGCUAUUUACCCGACCAAUUCGCAGAGCUGGUCACGCAAGCAAAUCCGAUUCUGAAUGUAAUCCUGUCGCAGACCAGCAAGAGCUCUCCCUCCCGUUCUCUCUUAAUAUUCUAGCCCGUCAUUUGCCUAUAUUAUUUUUAUCCUUUUUCCCUUCACCGGUCUUUUAAUUUUUAAUCCCCCGCCAAGCUGCGAUUCCGACUCUCUUACUUCCUUGACAAACAACAUGCCCUGGCGACCUCUCCCUCGAAUUGCAUUCGCUGUCGCUAUCUAUCCCUUCAAGCCUUCGUCUCCCGCAGACCUCCCCCUAGAACUUGGCGAUGAGCUUUACAUAAUUGAACAAGGAGGGACAACUGGAUCCUGGUAUCGGGGUUAUCUUGUUGCGCCGCCUUCACUACUGGCAGGUUUAACCAGCGUGAAGGGACGCACGCUCGAGGCAAGGGUCUUUUCAGGAAUCUUUCCUAAGAACUGUGUGGAAGUGCGAGAGGUCUUGGGUGAUGCAGAUGGCUCAAAAGACGGCAGAUUGAGCACUCAGAUCAUCACAGGGAAAUAUGCAGGCUCGAGAACCAGCACCGCAUCCCCUGAUAGCCUUUCUGUCACAGAUGGCAGGACACUUUCCACUGGAGUGGGCGACCUUAAGGCGUCACGGAAAAUGUCCCAAAUUACAAUUAUAAAACUAGAAGAGGAUGUAGGUAUACGACGAUCCGCGUCUCCCUCUUUGCCAUUGACACCUAUAUCCCUAGGCCCCCGCGACCCUAACACUAUAAAACCGCCUGCACCCGUCCCAAUGUUGAAAAUCGGCGACGAGACGCCCACUUCUGCAGCAGAGCCUCUUGUGGAUGAAAUCGCAUCAUGUUUGCGGGAAUGGCAUUCCACAAAUAUACACCAACUCCUCUUGGCCCGACAAUACACAACCCUAGAGAACAUGUCGAAUAUCGUUUUGGAACUAGACCUUGCACGACGACAGUUGCUUCACAAUGUCCUGACAGCCCAAGAGCGCGCGGCCUUGCGAGAAGAGACAGUAUGGAAUCUCGUUCGAGGAAAUAAAAUGCUAAGCGGAGAAGUGGUUGUUCGUGACCCAAAUCAACGAGGGCGCUUGCUUACCGGAGACGAUUCGGCCAUGGAACUGACCAAGCUUCAAUCCGAAAUGAGCAUGCUUGACAGUGGACUUACUCCUCAACUAGAUAACGUUUCGCUCCAUCAUCUGCUUUUUGAAGUGAAUGCAGUUUCUGGGACUGAUGCUGGCUCAAUAACUCUUGCCGUCAGUCUGUGGUUGAAACAAGCGAACGGAGACAUACGUCAACUUUCAGAGACCUACUCUUUAGAUCUGCCGACCGCCGAAACCUUCGCCACCCUGGUUAACAACACCAAGCUGAAGACCCUCUUUACGGACUUAAGUGCCGCUGAUAUUGGAGAAGGAUCUAACUCUGAUUCAAAGCUGUACCUUGUUAUCAAGGCGUUGGGAUCCGAAUCACCUAGGGUUAAUGCGCCGCCAAAAUCUCGGUCAUCAAGUUCCCGAGAUGGCUCGUUAUCGAAUAGAGUCGCUUCAGGUAUCAAUAGCGCAGGGAAAGGUAGCUUGAAGACCAGACGGAGUAUGAUGUGGGGCCCUAAAUCUAGAGGGCCAGGCUCUGAAGUUGGAAAGGAGCUAUCAAGACAUCCACCACAGUCGAGCGACUCUGUUACAGCCAAGCCUAGCAAAGCUGAUACAUCUGGGAAGGAGGCUGCAGUCGCCAGAGUAGUUGGGCUUGGGGCUUUGGAUAUUGGCGCUAUACUCAAGCAAUGCAAAGAGGUCGAGCAGGUCGUCAAUAUUUGGUCUCCUCGUCGUAAAACCGAUGAAGAGGAUGACUACUCAGAGGGUUUCGAUGAGAUCGUACGGUCCCUCCUAUAUAGCGCAACAAAACAGUAUGUGAGAUCCUUUCGCGCGGGAAGGGUGCACGUACAGCUCCACCCAUUCACCAGCGAAGAUGCGGAGACGCUUGUACGGAACAACCCUACUUCCCUCCAUAACGUCACACAGACGAAACGAAUAGGAUUUCCCGGAGCGCCAACUAAACCAAGAUCCGAUAUCUACGUCACUUUAAAUCGAGCAAUCAUCUCGCAAGAUGCCUUGCUUUCGCAUCCAAUCAACUGUCAGGUUCCGGUUCCGCAGAUCACAGGUUUACGGAACCUCCAGUUGACCCUUGAAGUCCGCAACACUGCAGGAGCACGAAUUGAACAUUGUAUCUACCCUUCCUCCAACGCACUAGGCCAAACUGCCUGGCGAACCACUGUUGCUGAGAGAGGCGCAGCUUGGAACCAAACGAUUCGAUUGAACAUUCCUGCCGAUCAAGUCCCCGGUGCCCAUCUUAUUAUGAGCGUAGCCGACGCUCCCGAAUUCCCGUUUGCUCUGAGCUGGAUGCCACUGUGGGACCAACAGGCGUUCAUUCGUGACGGCCGUCACUCUCUCUUGUUGCAUGCUUACGACAAGUCUACUUCAAGCAUUGAAAAUGGGCGCGGCGCCUAUCUCUCCCUUCCUUGGAGCGCACUUGGAAAGAACGAAUCUACUAAAGACGAAGCUGUUACUGGUCCUUUAGCAACACUGUCCCUAGAAACAGAUCUUUGCAGUACAGAGUACUCACAAGAUCACGUAAUUCUGGGCCUCAUAAGCUGGCGGGAAAAGUCAGCAACAGAAGUUCUGGAGCUUUUAAAAAGGAUUGUUUUCGUUCCGGAAAUUGAAAUAGUGAAACAGCUUCGGGAUGUGUUCGAUGCGCUCUUUGGGAUCAUUGUGGAGAACGCUGGGAAUGAAGAGUAUGAAGAUCUAGUAUUCAAUGACUUGGUCACUGUCCUUGGCAUUGUGCAUGACCGUCGAUUUAAUCUUGGGCCUUUGGUCGACCAUUACGCGGAAAAUCAGUUUAAUUUCCCCUUUGCUACGCCAUGUCUGAUUCGAAGCUAUUGUCGCCUCCUUCAAGCGACGCCGGACUCACAGCAAUCUCGGAGCCUUCGUGCUGCCUUCAAGGUUGGCCGACAUCUUCUAAAAUUCAUAAUUAAUGCCCGGGAACAACAGAAAGCAAAGGAGGAAGGUAUCGGCAUCACAAAGGUUCAGUCGACCUUCAACCGAGAUUUACAUUUCAUCUUCAAGUCUGUGGAAGCUCUGAUGCAAAAUCCUGCUCCGAUACUUGUUGGCAGCAAGACUUUGGUUGUACAGCAUUUCCAUACAUGGCUACCCGAACUUUCAAGUGCACUGACAAAGGAAGAGAUCAUUAAUAUUGCAUUGAGCUUCAUGGAUUCCUGCAAGGAUGUCAAGAGCAUGCUUAUCCUUUAUAAAUUGGUGUUGAUCUUGAACUAUAUCCGCCUUCCCCUGUUCGAAAGCCCAAAAGACAGAGAGAUGCUAUUUUCUUCCUGUGUAGAUUGGCUCGCCCCAUACUGGGGACAGACGGAUGAUGCCAAUGACCAGUAUCGAGAUCAGGUUCGACUCUGUUCGUCAAUUGUAGCAGAGCAGCUCAAGUAUCCAUCCCCCGAAAUGUAUGUGUACAUGCCCAAGGCUGUAGCAUCAUACUGCGUUCUGGUUGCCGAUGGUGUCGAGGAAACAGAUUGGCUAUCGAUGCUCUUCAGCAAGUCUUUCCCUUUCCAGCUCAAGCAGUCCAAAACAAAGCAAAAAUUCGAGGAGAGUCUUGUCGAACUUGCAGCCGUCAUUGCAUCGCUCGCGACAAUACCCAACCCGACGCCAUUGUCAUUCAAGGAUGAUGAUCUAGCCUUGUUCUUGUCACAGGCUCUCGAGACCCAUAAAUCCGUCCUUAGCUGCGACGCUUACCCUCCUACUUGGCUGAGUCUGCAUAUAUAUCACCAUCGAGCGAUCAUGAAGAGUUUAGAAUAUCUGUCAACGAUGCUGAUUAGCUCUUUUCUUCCCCCACCUGAUGAUGCCGAUAAUUUUGACAUGGAGCUAUGGAAAUUAUUUUUCGAGACACUGCUGAAGCUCGUUUCAAGUGAUGCUCUCACCCUCGAGACCUUCCCCGAACAGAAGCGCCGAGCUGUAUGGAAGAUUGCUGGAGAUGUGCGUGAGCAUGGUGCUGAUUUAUUACGGAGAGCCUGGGAAGCAAUUGGUUGGGAGUCUAGUUCAGAAGAACAAGAGCGCUAUGGCCUGAAGAAGCUGGGCGGAUACCAAGUUCAAUACGUCCCUAGCCUUGUUUGUCCCAUCAUCGAACUCUGCCUCAGCGUCCAUGAAGGCCUUCGACAUGUCGCCGUGGGGAUCCUGCAGACAAUGAUCGUUUCCGAGUGGCAACUCAAUGAGGACCUUUCAUUCGUGGAGGCUGAAAUAAUCUCCAGUCUAGACUUGCUGUUCAAAACAAAGAAUGCCAAUGAGAGUGGGACUCAAAAGACGUUUAUCAACGAGUUGCUAGACUUAUUUGAAAUAGUCUCCUCAGAUCCCGAUGCGGACCUGCUUGUGGCGUUGAAGGAACUUGUUGCAACGGUUGACGAGUUACUGGAUCUUUUGGUCGCGUCUCAAAAUGGCAAUAUUACGGAGAGCCUUAAUACCUUGAAGCUUAUGGAGUUUAUGAAAGACAUGGACAAAGAAGAUAUAUUUAUUCGAUACGUGCAUGAGCUUGCUCGUGGGCAGAUUGCGGCGCGUAAUUAUACCGAAGCCGGCCUUGCGCUUCAGUUCCACGCCGAUCUUUAUGACUGGGACAUCUCCAAACCCGUCCCUGCGUUGACGAACCCUGUUUUCCCCGAACAGACAUCAUUUGAACGGAAAGAGGCAUUGUACUUUGAAAUCAUUCAACAUUUUGAGGAUGGUAAAGCUUGGGCACAUGCACUUUCCUGCUACCGGGAACUUGCACAUUAUUACGAGCACACAGUACUGGAUUUCUCGAAACUUUCAAGAACUCAGGCAUCCAUGGCCAAGAUUUACGACGCCAUCGUGAAAGGUAACGACCCACCUCAAAGAUAUUUCCGUGUUACAUUCAAAGGUCUUGGAUUCCCCGCUACUCUAAGGGAUAAGCAGUAUAUUUUCGAAGGAUACCCUACAGAUCGGAUGGCGACGUUUACAGACCGCAUGCAAAAACAAUACCCAGCCGCCCAGAUCGUGUCUUCAGAUGUUAUAGACGAUCUCGAAGGGCAGUUCUUGCAGAUUUCAGCUGUCAGUGUGCAAAAAGAUAUGAAUCACGCUGUCUACCAGCGAUCUAAGGUACCGUACUCAGUCCGAGAACAUCUGUUGACUUCAGUGCCUUCCCAAUUUUCGAUUACCUCAAAACGACAUACUAGCGGAGAUGACGUGAAAGAACAGUGGGUCGUCAAAACUGUUUUCACAACUACAGAGCCUUUCCCGAAUAUUCUUCGGAGAAGUGAAAUUAUCUCGUCGGAGGAAAUAGUCCUUACACCUCUUCAAACGGCAAUUGAGCGCACCUGGCGCAAAACCCAAGAGCUCUUGUUGCUGGAAAGACGAGCCUCGUCUGGAGAGGACUUCAAUUUAACAGGGUUAACGGAAGUGCUAAGCCGUCUUCUUGAUCUUCAGUCAACUUCCUCGGGCUGUGUUGCCCUUUAUCGACAAUUUUUGGUAGAUGAGAGCAAGAUGGAUAUGAAUUCAGUAGAUUGCGAGACUGAGGAGCAGGCUCCACGCCCCGUCAAUCCUCUGAACAAUGCAAUGGCUGUUGCUCUCAUCGAUCACGCCCUUGCAAUUAAGCGCUGCUUGGCAUUGUACAACCGUCCUGCUUAUCAAGCUACCCAGUUGGAACUUAGUCGCCAUUUCGAAAUCGCAUUUGCUCCAGAGGUUGCCUCCCUUAGCCCUGUCUUUAAUACUCCUGCAGGCGAAGAACCACCUAGCCUUCUCAACGGUCGUUCUGACCCAUUAAUUGCCUCUCGACCUCAGCCCAUAGCCCAAACCCGUCCCAUUAGUCCAGAACAGGAACUCAUCCGCGCCACGCGUCAGCUUGAAAAUCCUUCGAAGACGAAUAAAUCCCAUGAGAAAACCAUCAGCACGCAUCGGAUCAGCCUCAAUCCUUUUAAACGCUCCAACCAUUCUGUCACCAACUCUAACUCCACCAUCAAUGCGUCUACCAUCAACGAUGUACGACAACAAUCCGAAUCCAAGCUGAACGGCACCUAUACAUCGCGUCCAUCCACCGCAAGAACAGAUGCCACGGAUGCCGUAUCCGUCACUCCCAGCCGUGCCGCUAGUCGUCGGUCGCGCAAUAAAAACCGCGACUCUGGGUCAAAGCGACGUAGUUGGUUUGGUGGUGGUGGCGGUGGAAUCGAUACACAAAAGAAUAGUUCAUCCAUCUCUGCGCCCGCCACUUCUACCGAGGACAUCCGUACGACACAACAACGGAUAACGGAACGUGCGCGAUCAUCUCGAUCACAAGAUGGGCGGAGUGGAAAUAUCGCCUCCCAUCCCCCUAAUGCGGAAAAUAGCGGCAAUGGUGGUGUGACUAACGGUAUUAGCAGUGCUGCUGCAAAAGUGAGCCAGCUUACUCGAACGGUAUCAGGCGCACGCCGUGGAACCAAGGGCAGUAGCAAUAACAGUACCAAUCCUACAAGUGCGAGUGCGGAUUCCAAUAACAAUGGCCGCCCCGUGACUUCGGAACGGCUUGUUACAAAAGCAAUAAUGCCCACCCAGACAACCACAGUGACGACCGGCGAGAAUGACAAUAACAAGAAUGCCGUCUCUAAUUCUCACAGAGCGACUGUUAGCACGUCAGUCACGACAGGUCCCACUGCCGCGGCACCCGCACCUGAUGGCAACGCCAGUGGAGUUCGAGAUUCAAUGAUGAAACGGUUUAGCAUGUUGAAGGUGGGGAAGAAGACCACCCGACAUAAUGUGCGCGAUGGAGGUGGGGUCGGGGGAAUGUUGCGAGAGGAGUGAAUGGAAUGAGAAGUCUCUUUUCUUCUAUUAUUUUUUUAUUGGGUACAUACGUAUGACCAUUCAUGGGAUGAUUUUCUUGUUUGGUUUUUUUGUUCAGGGUUACUUACUUUCUUUGUUUACCUCUUUUUUCCCUUCUUUUUUCCUUUUCUCUUACAUAUAUACUUAUAUUCCCCCUUUCUUUUUCAUUUUUAUGUUUUCAUAUAUUUAUUUUUAUACCUAUAUUGUUGGAUCCCCUAAGGCAUCCACAAAGGGUCCGACCGCAGCAGCUGCCUCCCACAUGGUCUAGAGGUGUUCACUGAAUGCAAUACACCUUAAUAUUAACCAACUACUUGUUAUAUUGCCAACAGAUUAUAACUCUUUACAUGAAAAGUCUUUCACACUGAUUAAUCAAUUUUAGAACUUCUUCUUAAUCAUUAUCAAAAAUCAUUACUUUUCAAAAAGUGUCUAAAAAUAGUAAUUUUAUGCUAAUAAAUGUAUGUAGCUAAA